GGGCGGGGGCAGCUGAGGAGAAAGAGAGAAAACCCUGAGCGCCGCUGACAGAAAGGAAGCCGGCCGGCCGGACGGAAGGGCGCGAGGGAAGCUGCAAGUGCGGAUAAAAGCUGAGCCGCGCGGCAGCGAGCGGAGGCGCCGGCGACCCGCAGCCCCGCGUCAGGGGGGUGGGGUGGGGGGGGAUGCGGCUGGCGCUGGCCGCCCAGCGAGCCGGCGAGUCGGGCCGCGCCGCCGCUCACGUGCCGGGAGCUGGGAGCCUAGGCUGCUGACAGGAGGAAGGAGCGCGAGGCCACCUACGUGCCGGUGCUGCGCUGAGAGGACUCGCAGGGCCGGCCGGGGGAGCCGCGUCCCCGCGUCGCCGCGUCCCGCGCGGUGAGCGGCAGAGACAAUAAAGUAGCGCUCGGCAGCCAGCGGGCGCCCGAGGGAGGAGGCGACGGAGCAGGUAGACUUUUGUGAGAAAUCUACAAGAAAGAAUGUUUGAAGGAAAAAGAUGACAUCUGUGUGUGGCAAACAAAAUCCAAAGAGUACUGCAGUGAAAAUAAGGGGAAGGCAGAAAAAUACUUAUUAAAGAUCACUCCACAGUUUAUCUCAGGAGCAUGGGAAAUGGCUGCUCACAAAUUCAGAGUUUGUGAGAAAAAGAUGACAGAAGGAAGGCACUGCCAGGUGCAUCUCCUGGAUGAUAGGAGGCUGGAACUGCUGGUUCAGCCCAAACUUUUGUCAAGAGAGUUGCUGGACCUUGUGGCUUCCCAUUUCAACCUUAAAGAAAAGGAGUACUUUGGAAUCACAUUUACAGAUGACACAGGUCAGCAGAACUGGCUACAGUUAGAUCACCGAGUUCUUGAUCAUGAUCUUCCCAAGAAACCUGGCCCAGCCACUUUGCACUUUGCUGUAAGGUUUUACAUUGAAAGCAUCACAUUUUUAAAGGAUAAAACCACCGUGGAGCUGUUUUUCCUGAAUGCAAAGUCUUGUGUGCACAAGGGACAAAUUGAAGUAGACAGUGAAACCAUCUUCAAGUUAGCAGCGCUUGUUUUGCAGGAAGCCAAGGGGGAUUACACCAGUGAUGAAAAUGCCAGAAAAGACUUAAAGACACUGCCAGCCUUUCCAACCAAAACCCUUCAGGAGCAUCCAUCCCUUGCUUACUGUGAGGACAGAGUGAUUGAACAUUAUCUGAAAAUCAAAGGCCUGACUCGCGGUCAAACUGUGGUUCAGUAUAUGAGAAUAGUAGAAGCUCUACCGACUUAUGGAGUUCAUUAUUAUGCAGUAAAGGAUAAACAAGGGCUUCCUUGGUGGCUUGGAAUCAGCUAUAAAGGAAUUGGUCAAUAUGAUUUACAAGACAAGGUGAAACCUCGAAAAUUAUUCCAAUGGAAACAACUGGAGAAUUUAUAUUUUCGUGAGAAAAAAUUUGCUGUUGAAGUUCAUGAUCCACGGAGGAUUUCAGUGUCAAGAAGAACCUUUGGGCAAAGUGGUCUCUUUGUGCAGACGUGGUAUGCAAACUCUUCGCUUAUCAAGUCCAUCUGGGUAAUGGCAAUUAGUCAGCAUCAGUUUUACUUGGACCGGAAGCAAAGCAAAGCCAAAAUUCCUUCAGCCAGGAGUUUAGACGAUAUUGCCAUGGAUUUGACAGAGUCUGGAACACCCAGGGUCUCCAAACUGGUAACACUGGAGGCAAAAAGUCAAUUCAUCAUGGCAAGCAAUGGCAGCUUAAUCUCCUCAGGGUCUCAAGACUCAGAAGCCAGUGAAGAACAAAAGAGAGAGAAAAUCCUUGAACUCAAGAAGAAGGAAAAACUUUUGCAAGAAAAACUUCUCAAAAAAGUCGAAGAACUGAAAAAGAUCUGUUUACGAGAGGCUGAGCUUACAGGUAAAAUGCCAAAGGAAUAUCCGCUGAGCAUAGGUGAGAAACCUCCACAGAUCAGAAGGCGUGUGGGUACUGCUUUCAAAUUAGAUGACAACUUACUGCCAAGUAAAGAGGAUCCUGCUUUGCAAGAACUGGAGAGCAAUUUCCUUAUACAACAAAAGCUGGUUGAAGCUGCAAAGAAACUUGCCAAUGAGCCAGACCUUUGCAAAACCGUGAAGAAAAAACGAAAGCAAGAUUACACAGAUGCAGUGAAAAAACUUCAGGACAUUGAAAAUUCAAUAAAUGAAUAUAGAAUUAGAUGUGGAAAGAAUCCCAGUCAGAAAGCAACAGUUAUUUUACCAGAAGACAUCAUCCCAUCUGAGAGCAGUUCCUUGUCUGACACUACCACCUAUGAUGAUUCCAAUGACGCCUUCACACUUGCUGGACAGCGAUCAAGUUCAGUACCACAUUCUCCAAGAAUUCUUCCUCCGAAAUCUCUCGGAAUAGAUCGUAUCCAUUUCAGAAAGUCAUCCAUCAAUGAACAGUUUGUGGAAACUAGGCCAUGCCGAGAAAUGCUGUCAACACACAGUAGCCCUUACAAAACCCUGGAGAGACGACCCCAGGGAGGACGGAGCAUGCCCACCACGCCUGUUCUUACCCGCAACGCCUACAGCAGCAGCCACUUGGAACCUGAAUCAUCUCAGCACUGCCGCCAGCGGAGUGGAAGCCUUGAGUCUCAGUCCCACCUGCUCUCUGAGAUGGACAGUGAUAAGCCAUUUUUCUCUCUCUCCAAAUCCCAAAGAAGUAGCAGCACAGAAAUCCUGGACGACGGGUCUUCCUACACCAGCCAAUCAAGCACUGAGUAUUACUGUGUCACACCAGUUGCUGGCCCCUAUUACACCGCCCAGACUCUGGAUACUCGUGCCAGGGGCCGGAGAAGGUCCAGGAAACAGAACGUUUCAGCUUCAAAUUCAGGAAGUAUGCCCAACCUCGCACAAAAGGAUAGUUUGAGGAAUGGUGUCUACUCCAAGAGUCAGGAGCAGCCUACUUCCAGUUACUAUAUUGCUGGAUACACACCAUACGCAGAGUGUGAUCUUUACUACGGUGGUGGUUACAUCUAUGAGAAUGACACGGAGGGACAGUACAGUGUCAAUCCUUCCUACCGGUCAUCUGCUCAUUAUGGAUAUGACCGCCCAAGGGACUACAGCAGGUCCUUUCAUGAAGAUGAGGUCGAUCGGGCACCCCAUAAUCCAUAUGCAACUCUCCGGUUGCCAAGGAAAGCUUCUGUCAAGUCAGAGCACAUCACCAAAAACAUCCACAAGGCCUUAGUUGCAGAGCACCUACGUGGCUGGUACCAGCGAGCUUCUGGGCACAAGGAUCAGGGACACAGCCCACAGACUAGCUUUGACUCAGAUAGGGGAUCUCAGAGGUGCCUGGGGUUUACUGGGCUGCAAGUACCCUGUUCUCCAAGCAGUCGGGCAUCUUCCUACUCUUCAGUAUCUUCUACAAAUGCUUCCGGGAACUGGAGGGCCCAGAUAACUGUAGGACUGUCUGAGUACGAGACCCCAGCACACUCUUACACCAGCUGCUAUGGCAACAUCUAUAAUCCUUUGCCCUCUCCAGGCAGACAGUACACAGAGACCAGUCAACUGGACUGUACAGAUGGAAACUCAUUGGAAGACAGCCUGGAGAGUGGUGAACAGAGGCUGUUUUGGCAUGAGGAUUCAAAGCCUGGAACAUUAGUCUGAACUACAGUUGGACCUCUUGACCAAGCACUGCAUUCUCACACUGGUGUGCCUUGUGAAAUGUGUUCGUCUUUCCAGAAGGCUGUUGGCUUUAGAAACCUAAAUGGCAUCAAAGGUUGAAGAGAAUUUAUGCUAUCCUAGAAGUGAAUUCCCACAUUAAGCUGUACCAAGCCCCUGGAUGACGAUUUACCUUUCAAGCUCCAGGCACUAACUUAACCAAGCAAGGUUGGACCUCAUCUUGAACCACUGCCAAGAAAGGACUUAGCCGUUAUUGAUAGCAAGCACUUUUUAUGGGAAUAAUAGUUGUUGAAGGCAAACCUCAAAACUGUGAAAAGUGUGUUCAGGGUCUCCAAUAAGAAAGAAAGAUGGGAAACUUCAGAGCACAAUUCAGAAAGAUGAGAGAAUGGAAGCCAAGAGCUCCUAAGUCAUUGCUCACCAUCAGAAAGUAUAAUGUGUGAGCUGGUAAAGAAUACCAUUAUUUCUAUACAGACAUGAACAAUUUAGACAGUAUUUGAGAAUUACUUGAAGAAAAGCUGAAUUUUCAUGAAAUGAGUUUUGAGUGAGUGUAAAUGUUUUUAGGAUAUACUAAAGAGUGAUGGUUUUCAUAAACACCGUAAGAUGGGUUCUGGAAAGACUUAUUGCCAUAUCAUCCUGUAAUAUAACUUUAUGGUAACGGAUUGGGGGAAACGAAGCAGCCCACUGAAUAACUGACAAACCCUGCUUGAUGAAUUUUCUAAGGUACAUUAUCAUUGAGCUUUUUUUCUUUCUACACCAAUGGCAUGAUAAGCUAUUAUUCAAACUGAUAAAGCUCCAAUUUGGCUGUCACUUGAAAUGGCAGACUUGAUAUGGAAAAUUUUGUAAUCAAGAGUUUGAAAAGGAUUUUAAGGUGAUACAGAAAGAACCCAAAACAAAAUAGUGAAAAAAAGUGAAAUCCACAUCAUUAUAGAUGAGUUGUGUGCCUUAAAAUGAUGAACAUUAGAAAAGUUGGCAUAUUGUCUAGAUUCCAUAGGCAGUUCUAAGUCACCAAGUGACAAAAACAAGACUAGUUAUUAAUACAAACAAAUAAGCAAAAAAAAAAAAAAACCCUUCAAGCUGCAGUAGAUUUAAUUAUGAGGGUAAAUCUACCUCAUACUUUCCUUUGAAGAACUAAUUAACUACGGUUUAUUAUAGGGUUUUUUAAACAAAUAUUUCCAUAUUCCACAUUAAUUUUUUUGUCAUCUUAUUCUGCUUCAAGAUUAUAUAUAAGGUGCUCCUUCCCCCCUCUUUUAUACAAGUUUCCUGUUCAUAUUGUAAAUAAAGGAGUUUCUGAACAAUUUUUGGGAACAUUUUCUAUCGAUAUUCUAAAGCACGUAAUAUAUGCAUAAAGAUUUGUUAAACUGUCCCUUAGUCAUUUGUAUCAUUAAAAAUGAAGUUUGCAAAAAAAAAUUGGAAAACAAAAAGACAUGCAAAAAAAAUAACUUAUUCUUUGCAUUUUUGUAUAGUCUUCUAGAAACAGAGAUAAUCUUUUGCUUAUUCUUUUACUAUUCUGACAUUUUCAGACCUAUUUUUUUUUAUAUAGGUCAAUAAACUGAAGGUGUGCUACAGCAAAUGUUUAUGUAUUCUUCCAUUUAUGUUUGGGGUGCAUAAAGAGCUGUUAAAAUGCUUUAAGUCAUCAUAUUGGGCAAUAUUGCUGAUUUUGAUCAAACUAUGGUAUUGCCAUAUUUUACUAAAUUCACAAUGCACAUUUUUUUUAUAUUUCACCUCUAAAGUCAGGGUACACUCUUUGAUUGACGGCAUAUUUUAUUUGAAUUGGCAAUGUUUCUUCUUUCUUGGUGACACAUAAAAUAAUGCUGUCUUAUAAUAAAGCUGUCUUAGAACUGA
Molecule: messenger RNA, 5436 nt
Organism: Erinaceus europaeus (western European hedgehog)
Lineage: Eukaryota; Metazoa; Chordata; Mammalia; Eulipotyphla; Erinaceidae
Gene: FRMD4B
Product: FERM domain containing 4B
Exons: 25
Coding region: 604-3579 (991 amino acids)
Biological process (GO): establishment of epithelial cell polarity
Cellular component (GO): cytoskeleton; adherens junction; bicellular tight junction
Source: RefSeq, a predicted model, not a curated record